Gadus morhua (Atlantic cod) is the source of this 1800-nucleotide messenger RNA. It is a transcript of the gene hsd3b7, whose product is annotated as hydroxy-delta-5-steroid dehydrogenase, 3 beta- and steroid delta-isomerase. The record is from RefSeq and is a predicted model, not a curated record. Bases 146 to 1246 code for a protein of 366 amino acids. Lineage: Eukaryota; Metazoa; Chordata; Actinopteri; Gadiformes; Gadidae. Gene Ontology annotation, biological process: steroid biosynthetic process. The transcript has 6 exons. Gene Ontology annotation, molecular function: oxidoreductase activity, acting on the CH-OH group of donors, NAD or NADP as acceptor.
CCGAGCAGUGAACGCCCAGAGCUUAUAAAGGGUUGGAGCUCAGAGAAGGACUGAGUUGCCUCAAUAGCGAGUCUGAAUCCUCUCGGUACACUGUAAGCGGACUAUAGGACUGCAGGAGGACUAUAAGACUGCAGCUGUCACCACGAUGUCUGACGGACGUAGCCUGGUCUACCUGGUGACCGGAGGAUGCGGCUUUCUCGGCCGCCACCUGCUCGGCGUGACGCUGGAGAAGGAGAAGCGGGUGUGUGAGAUCAGGCUCUUCGACAAGGUGGUGGACCCCCGUCUUACCGAGCAGAGCACAGACGGGGUGCAGGUCACGGUGCUCCAGGGGGACAUCACGGACUACCUCAGCGUACGGGAGGCCGUGCGCGGGGCUGACGUGGUCUUCCACUCUGCCAGCCUGGUGGACGUCUGGCACAAGGUGUCCCCGGCGGUCAUCCACGCCGUCAACGUCACAGGAACAGAGAACGUGAUCCAGGCGUGCGUGGAGCUUGGGGUCCAGUAUCUGGUCUACACCAGCAGCAUGGAGGUGGUGGGCCCGAACGUCAAAGGAGACCCCUUCAUCAGGGGAAACGAAGAGACGCCCUACAACAUCGCUCACGCCAUGCCCUACCCCCGGAGCAAGGCGGAGGCGGAGCGCAUCGUGGUCAGAGCGAACGGCACGGAGGUGAGCGGCGGUAAGACGCUGCACACCUGCUCCCUGCGGCCCACCGGGAUCUACGGAGAGGAGCACCAGCUCAUGAAGGACUUCUACGACAAGAGCGUGCAGGCGGGGGGCCGGCUCAUCCUGGGGGUCCCCAAGAACACGGAGCACGGCCGGGUCUACGCAGGCAACGUGGCCUGGAUGCACCUGCUGGCGGCACGGGGCCUGAUGGAGGAGCCGCAGACGGUGGGCGGCCAGGCGUACUUCUGCUACGACGACUCGCCCUACAAGAGCUACGAGGACUUCAACCUGCAGUUCCUGUCGGCGUUCGGCUUCAGCCAGGUGCACAUUCCCCUGGUGGCGCUCUGGUUCCUCGCCGUCCUCAACGACGUGCUGCGCUGGGUGCUGCGGCCCGUGUGGCAGUGGGCGCCGCUGCUCAACCGCUACACGCUGGCCGUGGCGUGCACCUCCUUCACCGUGAGCUCGGACAAGGCGCGGCGCCACUUCCGGUACACGCCGCUCUUCAGCUGGGAGGAGUGCCGGGCGCGCACGCAGGCCUGGGUCGACACGUUUCCCGGCCUCGGCGCCAAGAAGGACUCCUGACCCUGACCCCGACCGGACGCAAUAAUUGUGGCUGCAACACGCACGUGCGCACACAUACACGCACGUGCGCACACAUACACGCGCACACAGACACAAACACAGACAGACAGACAGACAGACAGACAGACAGACAGACAGACACUCCCCCCCCCCCCCCCCCCCCCCUCCCACAGCUACUAGACCCCGUCUGUAUGUGGGAUGCAGUUUGCACACUUCAAAUAGCCGUAUUGGAUUCAGUGCAAUGGUCCGUUGAGUCUCAUGGCCUUAGGGACUGUCUGAACGGUGAAUUCAUCCUUUCAGUCCCGACUCAGGAUCUGCACAUUUUCUCUGUUCCUUAUUUUUAUAAAGACUAUUUUCAUGCUUUUCAAACUCAACCGUUUCUAAGAUGACGAUGUUAAGCUGACAUGAAUGCUAUUAAAUUAACUAAUUAUUACCUAUAAUAACAAUGAGGUGUCAUGUAUCUUCUAUAUGUCUCAGUAUAUCUUGUAGAAUAAUCAAAUAUUUAAAUAUAGCUAUAUAAAUAGUAUAAUAAAUAUAAUAUAGUCGCCUCUUCA